Abrus precatorius (Indian licorice) is the source of this 1591-nucleotide messenger RNA. Its product is annotated as non-cyanogenic beta-glucosidase-like. Gene Ontology annotation, molecular function: beta-glucosidase activity. Lineage: Eukaryota; Viridiplantae; Streptophyta; Magnoliopsida; Fabales; Fabaceae. The transcript is spliced from 13 exons. Bases 11 to 1591 code for a protein of 526 amino acids. Gene Ontology annotation, biological process: carbohydrate metabolic process. The record is from RefSeq and is a predicted model, not a curated record.
AUCAUUACUGAUGUGCAGUGAAGAGCACAGCACUCUGACACACUUAGUUAUGGCAUUCAAGGGCCAUUUCCUUCUUCCCAUUCUUCCUUUUCUCAUCGUUUUCUCAUUCACAGUCACAGAUUCACUUCCAUUUUCGCCUCUUCUUGAUGCCACUGCUUCGCUCAACCGUAGCAGUUUCCCUCAUGGCUUCAUCUUUGGGGCAGGAUCCUCAGCCUAUCAGUUCGAAGGUGCUGCAAAUGAAGGUGGUAGAGGACCAAGUAUAUGGGAUACCUUUACCCAUAAUCAUCCAGAAAAGGUAAGGGAUGGAACCACUGGAGACGUGGCCGUUGAUCAAUAUCACCACUACAAGGAAGAUGUUGGGAUUAUGAAGGAUAUGAAUUUUGAUUCAUACAGAUUCUCAAUCUCUUGGCCUAGAAUAUUGCCAAAAGGAAAGCUAAGUGGGGGUAUCAAUCAAGAAGGAAUCAAGUAUUACAACAACCUCAUCAACGAGCUAUUAGCUAAUGGUAUACAACCAUUUGUGACUCUUUUUCAUUGGGACCUUCCUCAAGCUUUGGACGAUGAAUAUGGUGGUUUCUUAAGUUCUCGUGUAGUAGAUGAUUUUCGAGACUAUGUGGAUAUCUGCUUCAAGGAAUUUGGAGAUAGGGUGAAGCUUUGGGUUACUUUGAAUGAGCCAUGGUUAUUCAGCCAAGGUGGCUAUGCAGUGGGGAAUACAGCACCGGGUCGAUGUUCCGAUCCACAAUGCCUUGGUGGUAAUUCUGGGACAGAACCUUAUAUCGUUGCACACAAUCAACUUCUUGCUCAUGCAGAAGCUGUUCAUGUUUAUAAGACUAAAUAUCAGGCACAACAGAAGGGAAAGAUAGGAAUAACAUUAGUAAGUAACUGGUACAUGCCACUCGCAGAGAACAGCACAUCCGAUGAAAAGGCUGCCAAACGGGCGCUUGACUUUCAGUAUGGAUGGUUUAUGGAACCAUUAACAACAGGGGACUAUUCUACAAACAUGCGAGCCCUGGUGGGAAGUCGAUUGCCCAAGUUCUCUAAAUGGCAAGCCACGCAAGUGAAUGGUUCAUAUGAUUUUAUUGGCAUAAACUAUUACUCCUCUAAUUAUGUUAAUGGUUUACCUCGCCAAAGCAACGCCAGACCCAGUUACAUGACAGAUUCUCUCACCAAUACUUCAUAUGAACGCAAUGGGAGACCCUUAGGUCUAAGGGCUGCUUCAACUUGGAUGUACUUUUGGCCAAGGGGACUUCGCGACCUUUUGAUAUAUACAAAACACAAAUACAACAAUCCUGUGAUUUACAUCACUGAAAAUGGUAUGAAUGAAUUCAAUGAUCCAACCCUUUCCGUGGAAGAAGCUCUUAUGGAUAUUUACAGAAUUGAUUACUACUAUCGCCAUUUCUAUUAUCUUCGAGAAGCAAUUAAGGCUGGCGUGAACGUGAGGGGAUAUUUUGCAUGGUCAUUUUUGGACGAUUAUGAAUUUUUUGCUGGCUACACUGUUCGCUUUGGAUUGAACUACAUAGAUUACAAGGAUGGGUUGAAAAGGUAUCCCAAGCUUUCUGCUCUAUGGUACAAGAACUUUCUCAAAAGGAAUUAG